UCUUCAGCUACGUUUUUGUCACGCCAACGUAAAUUGAAGUUGGGCGUGGCGAAGCCGUCCCACUUCCGCAAACAUGGAGGCUGUGUUGAGCGACGUAGUGGCGCCUGAGGAUCUACUUAAAUUUGAGAAGAAGUACAACAACGAGUUGGCCAAAGGAGCCGUUUCCAAGGACACCAAGUUCGAAUACGCCUGGUGUCUGAUCAGGAGCAAAUACACGAACGACAUCAAGAAAGGAAUCGCCUUGUUGGAGGAGCUUGUCCAGAAAGCCUCCAAGGAUGACACGCGCGACUACUUCUUCUACUUGGCCGUGGCAAACUACAGAUUGAAGGAAUACGAAGAAGCCCUGAAGUACAUUCGCAUCCUUCUGAGGAACGAACCCGGCAACAAGCAAGCUUUGGAAUUGCAGGCGCUCAUCGACAAGGCCUUGAAAAAAGACGGCUUGGUGGGCAUGGCCAUCGUGGGUGGAAUCGGUCUGGGCGUGGCCGGUUUAGCUGGACUUAUCGGCCUGGCGGUAGCCAAGCGAGGACCCAAAUUCUAACCUCCAUUUGGAACUUUUUAGUUCUGGACUGCUACGUGAACGGAUUCUCUUUUGCAUUAACGUUGAGCGUUGGUGGCCUCCCAUGUACAUAACAAAGUAAAAUCAAGCCACUCCUUUUUUUUUUUUUUUCGCCGUUAAUCUACCGAAAAGGGAAUGUUGUCAUGUCCCGACUGCAGCUGCUUGUUUUUCCCAGAUCAUCAAUAAUAAAAAGCAAACGGAAGAA
Molecule: messenger RNA, 761 nt
Organism: Corythoichthys intestinalis (scribbled pipefish)
Lineage: Eukaryota; Metazoa; Chordata; Actinopteri; Syngnathiformes; Syngnathidae
Gene: fis1
Product: fission, mitochondrial 1
Exons: 5
Coding region: 74-538 (154 amino acids)
Biological process (GO): autophagy of mitochondrion; peroxisome fission; mitochondrial fission
Cellular component (GO): peroxisomal membrane; mitochondrial outer membrane
Molecular function (GO): protein binding
Source: RefSeq, a predicted model, not a curated record